Molecule: messenger RNA, 351 nt
Organism: Bipolaris maydis ATCC 48331
Lineage: Eukaryota; Fungi; Ascomycota; Dothideomycetes; Pleosporales; Pleosporaceae
Source: RefSeq, a predicted model, not a curated record
CAUCAUCCUGAAGGCACGGUGGUUGGCGUUAACGCCUGGGCCUCGCAGCGCCAUCCCGAUUUUUUCGAGAGUCCAGAUGACCUUAUCACUGAGCGCUGGCUGGAGAGCUCGCCGGAUCAGUUGAAAAACAUGGAGCGAGCUAUGUUCCAUUUUGGUGGUGGAUCAAGGACUUUUAUUAGGAAGAACUUCGGGCUUGCAACGGUUCACAAACUCGUGGGCACUCUCCUCAGAGAGUUUGACAUGAAGCUUCACAACCCGGAAAAGCCCCUAGAAUUGAGAUGCAUAGGCAUUGUGACACGAAAAGGCAUGUUGGUGGAUUUGGAAGAGCGUAAGCCCAGCAAGAGGUCUUAA